Sitodiplosis mosellana (orange wheat blossom midge) is the source of this 11271-nucleotide messenger RNA. RefSeq names its product dorsal-ventral patterning protein Sog (gene sog). The transcript has 8 exons. The record is from RefSeq and is a predicted model, not a curated record. Gene Ontology annotation, molecular function: protein binding. Gene Ontology annotation, biological process: multicellular organism development. Bases 7427 to 10399 code for a protein of 990 amino acids. Lineage: Eukaryota; Metazoa; Arthropoda; Insecta; Diptera; Cecidomyiidae.
ACUGUAGACUUCGGUUGUUAAAUCAAGUGUCCCGUAUUGUGCGCGUAAUAUUUUUCAAUCUUUUCCACACCAUUUUCCAUUUUCAUUUUCAACCGCAUUCGAUGUGAUUCGGUUGAAUUCGUCGUGUCAUUCAUUGCCUGUUUGUAUUUUGUUUUUUUUUUGAUGUCAUCAAAUUAUAAAGUCCAUAAAAUAAAUGAAAGAAUCUAUAUCGGGUGUCAUGAAUUUUCCCGAAAACAAAGUUUUACGUCGGUUAUUUCAAGCGUGCAGUGGAUUUCAUUCGAUAAUUUAAUAUAGCAUUUGUUGAAUCGACAUCAAGUCUCGAUCAACUGGAGCGCUGAAUACUUUUCAUCACCUCAAUCAACGGAGAUACGUUUUCGGAAAUGAGAUGAGAUGGCUAGACGUCGGCUGUGUCGGCGAAAAAAAAACGUGGUUUUAUUUUGUUGAUGUCGCCGUUGGCAAACGAUCCCAAAAUAAAUUUCGGUCGUUCGAAUUCAAUAUUUUUGUACGAUGUCGCUUGUUUUAUAUUUAACGAACUGUGAAUGGUUUGAAUAUAUAUGUAUAUAUGUAUGUGUAUCUUGGAUGUGGUGUGAACGUUUAUGUGUUUGUGUAUCUUGCAGUUUUUCUCCGACUUUAUCAACGAUUUUUUCUCGAUAAUCAGUGAUAUAAUGUCUAGUUCCAAACAUUGUAAAUGUUUCCCUUGAAACGCUUCAUUUGUUUGUGGCCAUAAAAGAGAAAUCCAUUCGUAGCAAGAAAUCAUGGGCCAAUAUGUAGUAUGCAAAAUGCUUAGAUAAGUGAUGUUGAACACUUUCAUUAGAUGAAAAACGUAUCGCAUGAAUAAUGAGCGUGCACCAUGCAUACUUGAUGUUUGUUUCUUUUAUUCCGUAUUGAACAUGCAUAUGGUCGUUUGUACAAUGUGAAAAUCAUCACUUGUUCAUCAUUGUUGCUGAUUGUGAGCUCAUCAACGUUCGAACUGGCUGGUUGGCUGACGGCGAGACGACUGCAAUAAAAAAGCUAAACAAAAAAAAAACAUGAACAGCUAUGGCAAUUGUGCAUGCAAUUGAGACCCAUCACAUAUUACAGAUCAGCAUAGCGAUCAUGACUCUUGUAUUUUUUCUCGUGAACAAUUGCAAUUCUUCUUUUUUCGAUUCUGUUGUGUUAUUUCAUUAAGAACUAUGAGGAAGGUUUUUUUUUCUCGGCACACGUUGGAAAGAGAACGACUUACUAAUUAUCAUGAAUACAAAAUCAAAUUGACUUCACUCAUGAGAUUGCAGGCGAAAACAAAAGCAUUCCAUUGUUCACUGAUUCUGUGGAAUUUAUCACUUGAUUGAAAGUUCUGGUUUUUCGACGCAAAGGCUCAUUAGAUUGAUUUGCAUUUGCCACUUGAUCAAUUCUUGAAUUAACUCAGCUGAAAUGUCAUACUCACACAUUUCCUGUAUGAAUCGAGCAAGGGAAGAGAAAGAGCGAUUCUGUAUGUAGCAUCGAUUUGACAUUUUAAACACAUUCAAUUUAUCAGUGGAAAUUUUCGCUGUCAUCGACUUUUUAUACACGCACCCAAUGACAAUAUUGCACAUAGUUUUCUGCUGAGUAGUGAGAUUGUAUGUGUUUAUGUCAGUUUGUGUAUCGGUUUUGGCAUUAGCCUUUGCUCGUUUGAAUGUAUUUAGCUAAGCCAGUAUGAUGUUAAUAGAGAGCAGAUAGAUUUUUACUUAAUGCCACUAUGUGCUCUCUCGUGCACCCGAGCUAUGUACCCGAAACACACUGCAAAACAUCACAUCGCACACAGACUGAACCAAUUCACAUCGAAAGAGAACUAUUACUAAUUAUGCAGUUUAGGUGAACCGAUUUGUUAGAGUCAAUCGUAUUUAGUGUACCGUAAGCAAGCGACAACAACACAUUAUUACGAGAUUUGUGUGACAUUAAAAAAAAAAUCAAGUCAUUUUCAUCGAUGUAUUUAUCAUUCGAUAAUCUAUCAGAGUCGGUGGUCGUUCCGUACACAAGUAUCUGCUAAUUCAUUUGAUGUCUGUUCCCAUUAUUUUACAUUCGGAUGUUGAUACAAAUGAUAAUUUACAUUACAAACUCUUCGUGUUUACCAUCUGAAUAAAUAAAAGUGAUUUUCGCCGGGCUAAAGUCAAUUGUUUAAACAAAUAAAGAAAAACGUUAGCCGAAAAAUAUGUCGAUUCGAUUGAAACAAAUAAGCUGACGUAAUUUCAUUGAGAAAUCCGAAAAAAAACUCGAUGCGAGUACAUUGCUCGUUCGGCCAAAUGUAUUUCUGACAUGUCAAAAUUCUAGUUAAUUUCGGAAUGUUCCCGUAUCGAAACCGAAACAAACCAAUAAAAAAAAACCACGAGCAAUUAGCAAAUCAUGUCAUUGUUUGAGAUUUUAUGGUAAUCAGAAUUCGAAUCGUGUGUUUUAUGUAUAAAGUGAAUUGAACGUGUAUGUCAAGCAGUAUAUCGUAAUUGAUAUCGAUAUGACAAGUGCUGUAAACGUCUAAAUUAGAUAAUUAAGCAAUUCUACUUGCUACUCGAGAUUCGAGAAUUAAGUUCAAACGAAGCAGAACACAAACUGUCUCUCGUACGAGUAUUCGAUGAGUGAAUGAGUGAGGUUGUGUGCGCGUAUACGUGAGACAGAGCAAGACUGACUGUGUGAGUGAGUGAGUGAGUGAGAUACUAAGUGUUUAUCGAUAAUUGAAAACGCAUUGCUUUUAUAUACGAGCAAAUUGAUCGAUAUCGACUAAUAGUGAGAUAGAAAAAAAAAUACGUAAGCAAAGUAACAACAACGAUUCAGAAUAACUGCUAUGAAAAGUAGUCCUACAGAAACAACCAUAAGUGAACAGCAACGAGCAAAAAGGAAAGAAAACAACCGAAGAGAAAGAAAAAGCAACACACACCGAGAGUGCAAUUAACAGUAUCGAAUCAUUUUCAUUCUGCGAACAACGAUUAUUGUCCGUAGAACGUGAUAUUUGUAAUUUAUCAAGUGAUCUCUGAAUCAAGCCAUUGGUGACGACAAUCAACUGUCUACUUUGACGAAAUGCAAAUUGAACUCGUUGCCAGCUUGAAAGAAAGCCCCCUUGUUUUGUCUGUGUGUGCCUUAUAUAUAUAUGAUUAAUGGUGUCGUCUGUGUAUUAACUGGUGAACGCGCACACAUGUGUGAAAAUGCAAGAUUGAGAGAGCGUGAGUGAGUUCGAUUUAUGUAAUUAUUUCGUCUAUUGUAGUUCUCUCUUCGUGAUUAUGACUAUUUUAUGCAUCGUCAAACUGUCUGAGAGAAUUCUUCUCAUGAUUUUCACACAAUCAAUAGAACAAAAAUAGAAAUUGUCUGUCAACAAGGGGAUCGGCAUGAUGACGCAAAAAUUUCUUUUCUCGAUUCAGGCUCAUCGAUCAACAAUUAAUGCUAAAUUUGGCACAACAGUAUAGAGGGCAAAUUGAAAAACACGUGACACAUACAAACACCCAAUACAUAAGCUAAGUGACAAACGACGAAUCGAACGAUUUAUUCCGAGAUCCGAGGGAGACAGAAUAUGAAAAAAUUCGAUAAAAUUACGAAGAAAACUUUUUAUUUCGAUUAAAUGUCAAUCUAAAAACCGAACGAUUUGGUUUUGUUUAUUCGACAUUUUGCAUCUGUGAGUACUCACACUGCGAAAAGAUAGAGAAUUACGAAAGAAACAUCGCGCGCGAGCGCUCGCCGACAAACAUACGAUAAGAAGCGUAUAAACGCGUGCGCAUACAAAAAUACACAAGGAAGUGUGUAUUAAUUUUAAUCGACGAAAAUUAAUUGAAAAAAAAAUAUAAUAAAAAAAAAGCGAAUCGAAUUUGGAAUCGAGAAAGCAAGCAAAUGACCACUAAGAUGACUUCAACAACAAGGUACCGAAUUUUGGCGGCAGUUUCAAUUAUAAUCUGGUUUGGACUUUUAGCCAGCCUAUCGACAGUUACAGCAUCCCCGAACAUACGGCGACGACACAGUGAACCACGUUUGAUCGCCGACGACGAAAAAGACAAAAAAGGAGCGGGUAAGUUAAACUAUUUUCAUGUUCUUUCGGCUGUUUUAUUGUUCAAUCUCGUAUUGUUAGCGAUAAAUUUGCAUAAUGCUCGGAAAACUAUCAACGACGACGCAAGACAACAGCCCAUAUUUAUGGGUGAUAUUAACUUUAUUUCGAUUUACACGAUUAACAUCGCGGUGUGCUCUUUUUUUUUGCUUGGGCACUGCGGUACGGUCGGCUGCCUUUUUCUGCUUCGUUCGCAUGUUGUUUUUUUUUAUUCACAAAUUACAUUUCACUUUACGACCUCAUCAGUACGUUAUAUGAAGUGGCUGAGUUAAAUGCGUUCGAAGCAACACACCGCUAAAUAAAACAAGGUGAAAAUAAUGAGAAAAAAAAGAGUAUAUACUUUGCCGACAGGUUAUCGAUACACGGGAACGAUAAUUGUGUUUGUUGUUGGCAAAUUUGUUCCUUGUUGUUGAUAAUUGUCUUUUAACGAUAUAGUUUUUUUUUUCCUGUGUUAUUUUGCACUCUGCGUGCAUUCAUGAAUGGAAGGUGUGUGUGCGCGCGCGCGCGAGAAGCGGAGUGCAGCAAAGAGAAACAAAAAAUUAACCGUUGAAUGACGGAGAGAAAGAGUUCAUUUCGGUGUGUCGAAUGAUAUGCAAAAUGAAUGCCAUCGAUUGAUUACAAAGAAAGUGUCCAUGUCGCUUUACAUCAAAAAGACCAACCGAGACUGAUUAUUGCGUUUGCGUGUCGAUUAAUGCGGAUUUUUUCUUUACAUCGACACUUUCCACUAACUCACAAUCUGGUCGGUUACACAUGUUGAGGGAGCGAGAGAGAGAGGGAGAGAGAAAAUUGAGCAACAACUACUGUACACAUGUAUUGAUGUUCGUCGCACACACAAUACAUCGCACUUAACACACAACGAGCGUAUCUUAACCAGCGGCGGCGUCGCGCAACGAAGAAAAAAAUCCACUGCAAUUUACCCGAAAAUGGAAGCGAUCAUGAUUUCUGCCCGUUUUGGUUGCAUAUUCGAAGCAGUUUUGCUAAAUUUCUUUCGAGUAUGUUUGUGUGUGUGUGUGCCUGAAAUAGAAGCAUUUCAAAACAGAAUGCGCGCGCAACAGAAAAACGAAGCUAAUAAUAAAAAAAAAACACAAUUCGCUGAUACGAUUAUGGUGCUAAAGAAAACUACAAUCUGUUGUUUUUCUCAAUGAUAAUUUUUGUUUGAUCAGCGUGAUUGAUCGAGAAUGUAUUUUUUUUUUAUCAAAAUGAAGUAGCCAAACGUCUCGAUAUUGUGUUAAGCAAUCAAGUUCACGUUAUUAGGACGAAAACAAAACGCAAACACAUAGAGUAGAGAGAACGAAAAAUGUACACAAAGUAAAGUGAAAAAAGUGACUGCAACUACCACUGAAGUAUGCAGAAAAAAAAGAAGAAGAGAUGAGCAUGGGCUGAGUCAGUCGCUGCAACGCAUCGAGUGAACAAAAGGUAAUCUGAACGUUGGUCAAAAGGUGCGAUGAAAGAUGAGAUGAUUAGCAAAUAACACAUGUUUCAGUUUUUCGAUAUUUUUUUUAACUCAACCCCACUUGUUGCUCACUAUUUAGCCUUAUUCAAAGUCAUUCGAUUAAAAUAUGGAUUUUGUUCAAUGUUUUGAGCCGUUUUCAUCAUUGAACAUCGUUGUUUUCAUGAAAUAUGCAUUCAUAUGUCAAACCAUUUCACCGCAUUGAUUUAUGGCCCUGGUUUAUUUCAUCGGCACGCCACACGGCUACUCAUAGAAAGUACUUCAAUAUGUGGACACACCGUACGUUUAUUGAACCUUUUGUCGGCCGAUUUCAUUGACAGCUCAAGACUACUUUCGUUGAAUACUCCAUAAAAAAAUAACUGAUUAUUAUCUAUGACUCCAAAGGAUUGCCUAUCGAUAAAAUCAACAAAACUAUGCGGUUCUCUCGCCUUAUCGAUAGCGUCGGUAGAGCUGCUUUGCUUCGAUGCUCCAUUUCUUUCACGCUCUCGAUUAACGUUAUCGUAUGCAUUGUUCUUAUUCCACCUUAGUCGACAUGCGUUUGUCUUCUGUUUACCUAGAUCGGAACUAUAUCUUCCCGGCUCGAUUACGAUUUGUGUUCGCGUGCUCGGGAGCGCCCGCUGCGACAAUGACAACACGAACAGCCGUACGUGUAAACGAUUUGUAAAUGUGGGAUCGGUUGCCGCAUUCCCAAUGUUCAUUCUUAACUUUGGCUUUGAUUGUGUUUAUUUUGAAAAAUGUUUAUAACUCACAUUGUCUGAACGAAGAAAAAAAAAACAUUUAGUAGAUAUGAAUACGAAAAUGCACGAAACAGUCGAGCAAUGAGGAGUUAUUGAGUGUGAGCUGAGCGACAGAGCGGGAGAGAUUAAACAUAGAAUGCGAAGGUACGUACAUGUUUACCUAUGUAUAUGUAUGUAUAUCUAUAUACACGGAAUUCGCAUUGUGAAUGGUUCCGUCACGUGUGUACUCUCCUCCGCACAUACAGCCAGUCAAUCGUUUCGUGAUGUGUGCCCAUACUCUCAGCCCACUGUAUAUGGUCAUGUGUGAGUUGUGUGCGCUUGUGUGAUACGCUCCGAAUGCGUUCCGAAGUGAGAGAAAGAAAAGUCCGUGUCGGCUCGCAACAGAGCUUGAGAACCGAACUUGUUUGCUCGAUCGCAUUGUAUGGGGUUGUUUCAAACAUAUCGAAUCAGUUCAUUGAAAGGCACAGCUCCGACUAAGUGUGUACAGAGAGUUUUGUUGGCGUAUGCGCAUCGCAUCCACACAGAUCGAGGAAAAUCUUUUUUAUAUAUACAAACGAUUGAAGAUUUCGUUUCAGUCUCACUUUUGAUCGCGUAUUUUAGCGACGGUGUGUCACAACGAAAAAUAAUAUAAAUGCUACAAUCGUUUUGAAUUUCGUGAAGUGCGUACUUUUAUCUCGUCGCAAGUGAUGCAAGACUAAAUCAUUUUCUUUCACCAUUCAGGACAAUUUUGAAUUUGGUAUUUUUAGAAAUGUGAAAUCGCGUUUAAUUUCGAUUUUUCAAUCAAUCAUAACGUUUAUACAAUUGUUUUUUCUUCGAUAUAUUCAAUGACGUCCGUUUAUGUGAGUUCUUCAAACGAGUGACAACUGAUCGGUUGCUUUGAACUUCUUUUUGGAUAUUUUGUUCGUUUUGGUAUUGUGAAUGAAAAAUAAAAUAGAACGAAACAGUUCGUGGUUGUGGUAUUUUGAGUAUAGAAUUAAGUGUCAAAAAUAAACAGACUGCGCGCGACUGAGACGACAAAAUAGAAAAGAGAAUACUACAACAAAAAGCCUACGUUUAAAUCAAAAUAAUUCUUUUGGUCUUUGGCUAUCACCCAAUAAAGAAAAUAGAAAUAGAAGAAGAAGAAGAAAAAAAACGUAGUACAAAAAAGAAGGAGAAAAACAAUCAGACGAAAACAACAAGAAGUUUUACUUUUCUUUUGACAACAUGAAUGUACCGACAAUGAGAAUCUGCACGUUUUUUAACGUUGCUCAAUUCACUGUGAUAAAUCUAAUGAUUAUUUUGAUAUGUCUGAGCUAUUCACCGACGGAAGCUCGGAAACAGAUGCCAUUAUUGAUUGAUGAUGAUACGCAAAGUCGCUUGAAUCGACCGGAAUGUCUGUUUGGGAAAACGUUGCGUGAACUAGGCUCGAAAUGGUAUGCCGACUUGGGACCACCGUUCGGCGUGAUGUAUUGUAUAAUGUGUGAAUGCGUUCCCGUAACAAAACGACGACGAAUUGUGGCCCGUGUUCAAUGCAGAAACAUAAAAAGCGAAUGUCCAAAACUUGACUGCGAUGAGCCUAUUCAGGUGCCAGGAAAAUGUUGCAAAGUGUGUCCGGGUAAAACAAGCGAUCAACAAGAACUAGCUCAAGAUGUACCAGCGCAGCAAACCCAAGAAGAGGAAGAAAAAAAUAUGAAACAUUUCGGUGCUCUGCUAACCACACGCACAUCGUAUUUCUUGAAUCGUGAGGAAAUUAAAACGCCUUACGUUACCAACAACCCAUUAAAUAUUAUUGCAACCGGUCGUUUUACGUUCCAGAAGAAGAAUUUGUAUUUCUCGUUUUAUAUAUCGGAACGAGCGACCCGUCCACGUGCCAUCCAAUUCAUCGACGAAACUGGUCAUAUUCUCGAAGAAAUCAUUUUGGUUCAAUCGAGCAAUAUAUUCAGCGUGUACCAGAAUGCAACCGGAAAAGUGUGCGGUGUAUGGCGUCGCGUUCCACGCGAAUAUCGACGUCAAUUACGCGACGAACAGAUGAGUAUUGUUCUGUUAUGGGGUGGCAAAACUCAAGCCGAACUAGCGUUGGCUGGCAAGAUUUCCAAGUAUCCAGCGCUGUCGACGGAAUUGUUCACAUCAUUGCUUGAGGCACCGUCCGACAAAGGUGUUGUUUUGAAAGAGUUAAGUGGAGCCGGUGGAACAGCCGUCGUGUCGACAAGCAGUGGCUCCACGUCGUCAAUUCACUUAACAUUAGUUUUAAAUGGUUUGUUCCAUAAUGAAAGUGCUGAUGUUCCACUGAAUAUUCGUCUCGAAAUUGCCGACAAAAAGCAAAAAGUCCUCCAGGAUACGAUCGUUGUGAAAAAAUCCAACUAUGAUUACAAUGUUAUUGAAUUCUCAUCGCCUGUAACAACGCAAGACUUGCGAUCGCUAACUCGUGGUAAAUUGAAUUUGAUUGUUGAAUCACGAAAACGGCCAGAAAUCCGCAUUCAAGGGCCAAUUUUGACGAGGGCUACGUGUGAAGUUUAUCAAACUGUUUUGGCACCAACAUCGACCGAAUCAAAGACGACGAGUAGUGGACUGGCUUGGGCUUAUAUGAAUCGUGACGGAGCUCUUGUUUACAACAUUCACACUGACGACUUAAAACUGCAAGAAAGUCCACUCAUCACAUUAGUUGACGAUAGUGUUAAACGAAAAACUGACUUAGAGGAUCUAACACCAUCUCUAAGUUUCAAUAAUGCCGUUGGAGUUCUUGACAAAUUGGGCCCACGUGUCUUGGAACCAUUGUACGGAAACAAUUUGGCCAUUAAUAUUGCGACGGAAAAUGAACAAAAUUUGAUUCGAGGUCGUUUGAUCGGAAGACAAUUGGCUGAUGCACGUGAUUCAGGCGAACCGAUAAUUUUGAAACGCUUAGAUUCGAAUGCGCCAGCACAUCUCGUCGGUAUGGCAUGGGUGGCAGUUGACAAUGAAUGCACGCUACAUUAUGAAAUCACUUUGAACUCCUACAAUGCCCAACAAGGUCUCGAAUUGUACUUGGAAGAUAAGCCGCUGGAGGCGCCAAAUGCACCAGUUACCACAAAAAUUUUAGAAGAAUUCAAAGGCGAGUAUCUUGAAGGAUUUCUCAUGGGAAUGUCACCGCGUGAAUUAUCAAAACUCGAAUCGGACGUAUGCUAUUUGCAAAUAAAAUCGAAAGAGAGUGGUACACAUUUGUUGAAGGGUAAAUUGAAGUCGGUCAAAAUUCCGAACCAAUGCAUGAUGCCAGGAGUCGAUUCGAACAGAAUCCCAUCGGAUUCGAGCCCCAACGAUCAUACCGAUAACAAUGUGCCGCUCGAUCCAAAAUGUUAUCACUCAGGACGAUUCUAUGAUGAAGGUGAACAAUGGCAAAAUGGAAUGGAAACAUGCAGUAUGUGCGCUUGCAUUUAUGGCCGCGUGAAAUGUGACAAACUUGAAUGCCCUCCAUUGGAGUGCAAAGACGGCGAACUUCGACCAGCACGUAAAGGUGAAUGCUGCCCAUCUUGUUCGUCACUCAAAGAUAUGGGAAUCGACUCGAAUGUAACUCGCGGUUGUCGCUUGGGCGAUCAAUUCCAUCCGGCUGGCUCGUCAUGGUAUCCUUAUCUUCCACCAAAUGGUUUCGAUCGUUGCGCCACUUGCACAUGCAAUCCAAUUACGUUAGAAGUGAAAUGUCCACGCGUUCAAUGUCCACCACUCACAUGCUCCGAGAAAAUUGCAUAUCGUCCAAGUAAAAGUGCUUGUUGCCGAAAGUGUCCAGAGAUAAAAGAAGUGCCAGUUGAAAAGAAGGCACAUGAUCCUGAACUGAUGGGCGAUCAAGGUUCAAAAAGAGGUACAAUCAAGUCAACGGAAGAAAUUUUGGCAAAUGGAGGCUGUAAAAUUGCGACCACAGUCCAUGAAAAUGGCCACGAAUGGCAUCCGAUUCUCCCAUCGCAUGGUGAACAGAAAUGUGUGAAAUGCCGAUGCAAAGAUUCAACUAUAAAAUGCGAUCGUAAGCGUUGUGCACGAUCGGUGUGCAAUAAAAGUGCGGCACGGAAUCGUUUGAAUGCAUUAUUGCCAGGCCAACAUCAAGAAUCAACUGUAGAUGACUGUUGCUCAGCCCAUUGUCGACGCUCCAGACGGCAUCCCAACCAAAAGCAGCGCAUGCAACGAGAACGCAACGAGAGACAACAAAAACCAUCUGGCAAUUCAAAGAGUUGAACGUGCCGCCAUCAAGUCAUCGAUCAUAUUUACUAAGCCAAAUUUUUCAGAAGACAGCAAGCAAUUUUCAAAUUAAAAAUUGAACCAAUCUGAACAAAACUAAAUUACAGGAUUCGCUGUAGAACAAAACAAAAACCAAGUCAAUUCGAUUUAGGCAACAUUUUCAUCAUCUUUUCAUUAAGAGCAUACAUAUGCAACACAAUACAAACAAACAAACAAACAAUUCACUUCACAAAAACUCACACCAAACAAAAACUAUAUUUUUUAGUUGUCCUGUUUUUUUUUUAGCUUAUAGAAGAAAACUACAGUGAGAAACACUUGUGUGUGUUUUUUUUUUCUUGAAAAAAAAAAACGAAAUGCAAUUGGACAAACGAUAUGAACAUAUUGAUGCAUGAUGAUAGUUAUUAUGCUUUAAAAUAAUAAAUAAUUAUUUGAAAAUUUAAUUGAUGUAUUGUGGCCGUUUGCUAAGACCCGACACGAACACACACCCAGUCCCUUUAGCCGAAACUUUUAGUCGAUUUUUUUCAUCUAAAUUAGAUGAUCAAGAUUUUUCAUACGCCGCCUCCUAUGCACUUUAUUUAUUCCAAAAUAUGGACCGGCAAAAAGGAGAUUUUUGUAUUGUGCGCGGUUGCUAGUCCAACGGUUCAGUUUUGAAUAGUGAUAGUGCAUUUUAAGCAGGGCACACGCGCUAAAUAAACCAAGAACAAUAAGCAAUAAGAACAAAUUACACUCUAUUUAACAUCCAUUUUCUUUGUUUUUUGUUUUGCAUUAAAAUUUAAAGCAAGAUAAGAAUGUAUAACUCACACACGUGUAAUAUAGGAUUUUCUAUUUAAAAUAAAAGAAAUGUGUAAGUGUUGGACCAGAAGGGAAAA